Molecule: messenger RNA, 2383 nt
Organism: Mauremys reevesii (Reeves's turtle)
Lineage: Eukaryota; Metazoa; Chordata; Testudines; Geoemydidae
Gene: FERMT2
Product: FERM domain containing kindlin 2
Exons: 17
Coding region: 181-2277 (698 amino acids)
Biological process (GO): integrin-mediated signaling pathway; cell-matrix adhesion
Cellular component (GO): focal adhesion; extrinsic component of cytoplasmic side of plasma membrane
Molecular function (GO): integrin binding
Source: RefSeq, a predicted model, not a curated record
GGAUUGGGCUGGAGCCGCCCCCCCCGCCCGCGGCGGCCCCUAGGCAGCGGCUCUUGGGGGGCAGAGGACGCGGUCGGGCGGCGCGGGGAGGAGGCGGGACGGCUCCCGAGUAGCUCCUGCGGGACCGGACGGCCCGGGCCGAGCCGGGCUCCAGGCGCCGAGGCGGAGGAAGAAGGAACGAUGGCUUUGGACGGUAUAAGGAUGCCAGAUGGCUGCUAUGCAGAUGGGACGUGGGAGUUAAAUGUCCAUGUGACGGACUUGAACAGAGAUGUUACCCUGAGAGUCACAGGGGAGGUGCACAUUGGAGGGGUAAUGCUGAAGUUGGUGGAAAAACUUGAUGUCAAGAAAGAUUGGUCAGAUCAUGCACUAUGGUGGGAAAAGAAGAGAACCUGGCUCCUUAAAACUCACUGGACCUUGGAUAAGUAUGGCAUACAAGCUGAUGCUAAGCUCCAGUUCACUCCUCAACACAAGUUACUCCGCCUUCAGCUUCCGAAUAUGAAGUACGUGAAGGUGAAAGUGAACUUCUCUGAUAGAGUCUUCAAAGCUGUCUCUGACAUCUGUAAGACGUUCAACAUCAGACAUCCAGAAGAACUCUCUCUCUUGAGGAAACCCAGGGAUCCAACAAAGAAGAAAAAGAGAAAGAUAGAUGACCAAAGUGAAGAUGAGGCGCUUGAACUGGAGGGACCAUUAAUCACUCCAGGAUCAGGCACUGAUGUUCUUUACAUCGGCCCAGUGAAAGGAAGCAUAUAUUCAAGUCCAGGACUUUAUAGCAAAACCAUGACGCCCACCUAUGAUUCUCAUGAUGGAAGCCCUCUGUCUCCAACUUCAGCUUGGUUUGGAGAUAGUGCUUUAUCAGAAGGGAAUCCUGGUAUACUUGCUGUCAGCCAGCCAAUUACAUCCCCAGAAAUCUUAGCAAAAAUGUACAAGCCACAAGCACUUCUCGAUAAAGCCAAGAUCAACCAAGGAUGGCUGGAUUCAUCAAGAUCGCUCAUGGAACAAGAUGUGAAAGAAAAUGAGGCCUUACUGCUCCGGUUCAAGUACUACAACUUUUUUGACUUGAAUCCAAAGUACGAUGCAAUCAGAAUCAACCAGCUUUAUGAGCAAUCUAAAUGGGCUAUUCUUUUAGAAGAAAUAGAAUGUACGGAAGAAGAAAUGAUGAUGUUCGCAGCAUUGCAGUACCACAUCAACAAACUAUCAAUCAUGUCAUCAGAAAAUCACUUGAACAACAGUGACAAAGAAGUUGAUGAAGUUGACGCUGCCCUGUCUGAUUUGGAAAUUACUUUAGAAGGUGGUAAAACAUCAACAAUUUUGGGUGACAUCACUUCGAUUCCUGAGCUUGCUGACUACAUUAAAGUGUUCAAGCCUAAGAAACUGACGCUAAAAGGUUACAAGCAAUACUGGUGCACCUUCAAAGAUACAUCCAUUUCCUGCUAUAAAAGCAAAGAUGAAUCCAGUGGGACUCCAGCUCACCAAAUGAACUUAAGAGGGUGCGAGGUUACUCCUGAUGUAAACAUCUCUGGUCAGAAGUUUAAUAUCAAACUUCUGAUUCCAGUUGCAGAUGGUAUGAAUGAAAUCUGGCUUCGCUGUGAUAAUGAGAAGCAGUAUGCACACUGGAUGGCAGCCUGCAGGCUAGCUUCCAAGGGCAAGACCAUGGCGGACAGCUCGUACAACUUAGAAGUUCAGAAUAUUCUGUCAUUUUUGAAGAUGCAGCAUUUGAACCCAGAUCCACAGUUAAUCCCAGAACAAGUCACAACUGACAUUAAUCCAGAAUGUCUGGUUUCACCUCGCUACCUGAAAAAGUACAAGAACAAACAGCCAGGCUAUAUAAGAGACUUGAUCACAGCCAGGAUAUUGGAGGCCCAUCAGAAUGUAGCUCAGAUGAGUCUAAUUGAAGCCAAGAUGCGAUUUAUUCAAGCUUGGCAGUCUCUACCUGAAUUUGGCAUCACACACUUUAUUGCAAGAUUCCAAGGGGGCAAGAAAGAAGAGCUGAUUGGAAUUGCGUACAACAGACUGAUCAGAAUGGAUGCAAGCACAGGAGAUGCAAUUAAAACGUGGCGAUUCAGCAACAUGAAACAGUGGAAUGUAAACUGGGAAAUAAAAAUGGUAACCGUAGAGUUUGCAGAUGAUGUAAGAGUGUCCUUCAUUUGCACGGAGGUGGAUUGCAAAGUGGUUCAUGAAUUCAUUGGUGGCUACAUCUUCUUGUCAACGCGAGCAAAAGACCAGAAUGAAAGUUUAGACGAAGAGAUGUUCUACAAACUUACCAGUGGUUGGGUGUGAGUUUGAUGUACUGUAUACUGAGAGAAACCCCAUGGCCAUAUUAAUAUUUAACUUUUAAAAGCUGUUAUUUGAAAUAUGCUGCUUAAUAAAGUAAGCUUGAAAUGUA